Medioppia subpectinata is the source of this 1314-nucleotide messenger RNA. The record is from the annotation of a GenBank genome assembly. Lineage: Eukaryota; Metazoa; Arthropoda; Arachnida; Sarcoptiformes; Oppiidae.
GGAAGACUAUGUUAUGCAUACAUACCGGCGAGAUAUGUGUUUUUAUUUCUCGCUUCUUGCGGUCUAUUCCUUGUCUAUGCGUUCAAAGGAUUUCUAGGAGUGGCGAUCGUAGCGAUGGUCAGACAUAAAAACACUUCCACAGCCAUUGAUAACGAGUGUCCCGCAGAAGAUAAUUACCAAAAUAGUGGCCAUAAUUCGGGCGAAUUUAAUUGGGAUGACAAACAACAGGCCCUACUUCUGGGCUCAUUUUUCUACGGAUAUGUGAUAACACAAAUACCGGCCGGAAUUGCUGUCGAAAGGUUUGGCGCCAAAUGGAUGUUUGGAUUUAGUUUAUUAAUAUCGGGAAUACUCUCACUGUUGGGCCCGAUGUGCGCGCGUUGGGGUCAGGACUCUAUCGUCCCGUUUUUUAUUACACGUUUGGGUCAGGGAUUAGCGCAGGGAGUGAUCCUUCCCUCUAUGAACUCAAUGAUUGCCCAAUGGAUGCCUAAAAUGGAGAGAAGUCGAGCCAUGUCUAUCAUAUUUGCCGGCUCUUCGCUCGGAUCCGUUGUCUCUCUACCACUGACUGGAUAUUUAUGCGACGAACCCUUUUUGGACGGUUGGCCAACAAUUUUCUAUGUGUUGGGUAUUAGUGCCUGCAUUUGGUUUAUAUUUUGGUCAGUCUUUGUAUUUGAUUCGCCAGACAGUCAUCCCUUUAUAUCGCAAUAUGAAUACGACUUAAUAAGCGAAGGACAGGGAGAAGAGAAACUGAGUUCAAAAAGAAAGAUUCCGUGGAAACCAAUGUUGACUUCAUAUCGAGUCUAUGCGUCGACUGUAACACACUUUGGCUUCAAUUGGGGUUAUCUCACACUCUUAACACUAUUGCCCACAUAUUUCACUAAUAUUCUUCAUAUGAAUAUUAAGACUGUAUAUAAUUUUGCAUUUUUUGGGACAGGAAUCUGUUUGAUAGGAGUUGUACUCUCAAAAUGUGAUAAAACAUUAAGCAUUGUAUUCUUUGUGAUUGGUUUGGGACUAAACGGAAGCUGUUAUUCGGGAUUUUUGGCCAAUUAUGUGGAUAUGGCUCCAGAUUUCGCUGGUAUUUUGAUGGGUGUUACCAAUGCUGUCGGCAAUGUUCCCGGUUUUAUUGCCCCACAAACGGCUUCUUUAAUAUAUUCAAAUGGGCAAACACUAAACAGUUGGUCGCAUGUAUUUUACACAUGUUCUGCAAUUUACUUCUUCACUGGUAUUGUUUAUAUUCUGUUUUCUACAUCAGAGUUACAGACCUGGGGUUUGGCUAAAAAGGACGACAAAGCAAAUGAUAAUACAAUUGAAAAAUCA